This is a messenger RNA of Beta vulgaris subsp. vulgaris (sugar beet), 1176 nucleotides long. Its product is annotated as MADS-box protein AGL24. Gene Ontology annotation, cellular component: nucleus. The transcript is spliced from 9 exons. Gene Ontology annotation, biological process: positive regulation of transcription by RNA polymerase II. NCBI's taxonomy places the organism in Eukaryota, Viridiplantae, Streptophyta, Magnoliopsida, Caryophyllales, Amaranthaceae. The coding region runs from base 345 to 1016 and encodes 223 amino acids. Gene Ontology annotation, molecular function: protein dimerization activity; RNA polymerase II cis-regulatory region sequence-specific DNA binding; DNA-binding transcription factor activity, RNA polymerase II-specific. The record is from RefSeq and is a predicted model, not a curated record.
AGUGGGCACCCUCACACCCUCACACCCUCAUUUAUAUUUCAUUGUUUCUCUCUCUUCCAACUAUUGGAGGCUUUGUCUAUGGUGUUUGUGAAAUCUCAUACAAGCACAAUAUUCGAUAACACCUUCUUCCAUCCUCAAAAAAUUAAAAAUUAAAAUAAAAAGAGAGGUGUAAAGAAAAAGAACUGAGCUUUCUCUAAUGGCGCCCACUUAAGGAUAGUGGGGAUCCUACUCACUUAAACUCUCCAAUUGGUAUUUCCUCAAAUUUGUCAAUUCUUCUUUUUUCUUUGCAAAUUAAAAUUUUUUUGAGAUUCUCUCUUUAUUUCCUUCUAGGAAGUUUUGGUGAAAUGGUGAGACAAAGAAUCCAGAUCAAGAAGAUUGAUAAUAUAACUGCUAGACAAGUAACUUUUUCAAAGAGGAGAAGAGGAUUAAUUAAGAAAGCUCAGGAACUUUCAACUCUCUGUGAUGCUGAAAUUGGCCUUAUUGUCUUCUCUUCUACUGGCAAACUUUUUGAUUUCUCCAGCUCAAGGAUGGCCGAAGUGCUUCAACGACACAUGCUACAUGCAGACAACCUCAACAAAUUGGAGGACACAUCACUUCAAUUGGAGGCUGAAGAUGGUUUGUGUAACAUACUAAGCAAAGAACUCGAGGACAAGACUCGAGAUAUAAGCCGUAUCAAUGGGGAUGAGCUUGAAGGAUUAAGCCUUGAUGAGUUGAUGAAACUAGAAAGACAAGUUGAAAGGGGUCAAACAAGAAUUCGCCGAGCAAAGGGUGAAAAACUUCGGAAAGAGAUUGUCACCCUCAAGGGAAAGGAGAUUCAAAUGGCGAAGGAAAAUCAGAUAUUGAAGGAACAGAUGAAAGAUUGUUCUAAAGAACAUUUUUAUCUGGUGCAAUUGGGGAAAACUCCAGAAUCUAAUACCGGUAUUCCAUCAUCGGCUGCAAUUCCAUGGCUGCCUCAACAGGAUUCCUUUAAUACUUUUCUUACUUUGGGUCCUACUAUGCACAAUCGAAAUUUGUGAAGCAAUUGGCAGUAAUGUUAUGGAGUAUAUGAAAGUAUAAUCAUUCACAGAGAAGGAUAAAGCUAUAUAUACGUCUUGACUUGUAAUUCUUGCAAGCUUUGUAAAACCCUAAUUUGAACGGUAAAAUAAUAAGUAAAUAAGCAGUAAGCAUGAGAUGAAA